Messenger RNA from Plenodomus lingam JN3, 333 nucleotides. Lineage: Eukaryota; Fungi; Ascomycota; Dothideomycetes; Pleosporales; Leptosphaeriaceae. The record is from RefSeq and is a predicted model, not a curated record.
AUGGAUGAACGAGUGAGGUUACGUGUCAAGGGCCAUGAUUAUAAACAACGGCAAGCGGGGUUUCCCAGUGUCAUGAGGUUGUACGAACCUGCUGUCAGUACCAAAGGCAAGGUCAGGCCAGUCAAACCUAGUGCUCCUGUGUCUCGAUGCGAGGUUUUGUGUCAUGUAGAACUUUGGGUAUUCCGCGUUGAAACGUCGUACAUUGCUUUCACGCCCACUGAUUUGCUCGAUUAUGAGACCUUUCGUAUCGAGGGAAACUCUUCGGCGCCGCCGACAAGGCGCACGAUUACAGAUCCAAAGGUCGGUGAUGAUACUUUGCUAGAGGGAUGUUGA